AUGUCGUACACACGGCCCUCGGACCCCUACAUGCACUCAAACGAGUCGCAGUACGAUGAGCGCUACCAGCAGGGUGGCUACUCGGACUACCCGGACAAGAGCCCCGGAUACGGCGGCUCCAACUCGUACGGCCAGAAUGCAGCCACCAACGCGGCCGCCACCUACUCGUACGCCAAGCCCAAGAAGGGCAUGUCCAAGUGGAUCAAGUUUGGCAUCCCCCUCGCCAUCCUGAUCAUCGCCGGCGCCGUCGUCGGCGGUGUCGUCGGCAGCCGCAGCUCGGGCAGCGAUGACGACAGCAGCGGCAGCACCAGCAACCGCUCCAACGUCGGCAAGGGCAGCGACGCCGGCGCCGACUCGGGCACCCUCUCGGCCUCGGCCCAGGCUGCCAAGCAGGGCGGCAACAACCAGCUCUUCUACCAGGGCACCGACGUCUAUGGCAACCCCGCGUUUGUCACCAAGCAGGUCGACACCGCGGCGCCCUCCUUCAGCGGACGCCAGCACAACUCGACGUGCUCCGACACCUUCUCGGGCGGCUCGCUCACCAACCUGCGCCCCCACCCGCGCAUCAUCGCCACAAAGGCCGAGUGGGACUGCCUCGGCGAAAAGAUUGCCAACGACGCCUACCUCACCCUCUGGAACCAGACCAUCUUCCACAACGCCACCGCCUGGCUCACCGCGCCCGUCACCAACUACUUUGUCGACGGCGGACCGACGGGAUCCGGCAUUCUCGACGUCAGCCGCGAGGUCCAGAUGCGCGUCAAGGCGCUCGCCUACGCCUUCAAGAUGUCGGGCGACCAGCGCUACAAGACCCGCCUCUUCCGCGAGCUCAACACGGCCGCCGGCAACUCGGGCGAGUCGAACUGGUCGCAGAACACGAUCGGCUGGAACCCGCAGCACUUCCUCGACGUGGCCGAGAUGACGUCGGCCUUUGCCAUGGCCUACGACUGGCUCCACGACGACUGGUCCCAGGACGAGCGCGACACGAUCCUCGGCGCCAUUGUCAACCGCGGCCUGGUACCCGGGCAGAACCAGUACGCCACCGGCGACGGAUGGUGGAAGACGACCAACAGCGGAAACGGAAAUUGGAACUGCGUCUGCAACGGCGGCCUCUUGACGGGCGCGCUCGCCAUCCGCGGCGACGGCAACAGCACCGAGAACGGCAUCGCCGACAGCAUCAUCAACUCGGCCGUCCAGAACAUGAAGGACAACUGCAUGCGCGGCGUCUACACGGACGGCACGUGGUCCGAGACGCCCAACUACUGGUACUUUGGCACCAACGCCCAGGCGCGCGCGCUCAGCACCCUCAUCUCGGCCACCGGCAGCGACCAGGGCCUGCAGGCGGUCAACCCGAACUGGUACAAGACGAGCGACUUCCACAUGUACGUCACCGGCAACGCCGGCAUGUUCUUCUACGGCGACAACGGACCGGGCAAGUUCGCCACCACGGCCAACCAGCUCAUGCUCUACUCGAAGCUGUCGGGCGACCCGCGCGGCGCCCUCUUCCAGCGCGACCGUUCCGACGCCUCCUUCGACCCGCUGAGCAUGUUCUGGUACGACCCGGCCACCAUCGGCGCCUUCUGGAACGGCCUGCCGCUCGACCGCUUCUUUGACAACGACGACGGCGGACAGUGGGCCAGCAUGCGCAGCUCGUGGACCGACACCACCGGCGUCUAUGUCGGCGUCAAGGCCUCGAACGCGACGGGCCACCAGACCCACGGCGACCUCGACGCGGGCACCUUUGUCGUCGACGCGCUCGGCACGCGCUGGGCGGGCGAGUAUGGCAACGGCAACUACCUGUCGCAGGACUACUUCUCCAACGAGACCGACUCCUCGGCGCGAUGGACCUACUACCGCAAGGCGACUCAGGGCCAGAACACGCUGGUGCUCAACAACCAGAACCAGGUCGCCAACUGCCUGCCCGUCAACAAGUUUGAGACGACCAACCCCGUCCAGAGCGCCGCGCUCGACUACAAGCCGGGCACCAACGACGUGGCCUACUUUAUCAGCGACCUCAGCAGCUGCUACAGCCUCGGCCAGGGCGUCGUCCAGCGCGGCAUCCGCAUGCUCAACGGCCGCCGCCAGGUCCUCGUCCGCGACGAGAUUGCCCAGUCGGGCUCGAUCAACAACAUCAAGUGGCGCGUCCAGACCAACGGCACCGUCACCCUCUCUUCGGAUGGCAAGACGGCCACCCUCAAGCUGAGCAAGAUCACCGACGUCAACGCUGGCGUCACUGGCACGCUCAACCUCGACGGCGGCGAAAAGACGAUGGUGGUCAAGAUCCUGUCGCCGUCCAACGGGCGCUUCACUACCGACGGCCCGCCGGCGACGCGCAUCUACGGCCAGCCUGUGGCGUCGCCCCCGCCCGAGGUGUCGGACCAGGAGAACCGGGGCGUUACGGCGCUCCAGAUCGAGGUUGACGACACGAGCGCGGCGUCGACAAUCGAGGUCGUCUGGCAGCCGCAGUGGAGCGACCUGACCGACGCCGACCGGGCGGACCCCAAGUCGGUCUCGCUCUCGCUCUGGUCGCUGACCAGCCAUAACGCCUAG
Messenger RNA from Pseudozyma flocculosa PF-1, 2547 nucleotides. RefSeq lists its product as uncharacterized. Gene Ontology annotation, molecular function: lyase activity. The record is from RefSeq and is a predicted model, not a curated record. The transcript is spliced from 2 exons. Lineage: Eukaryota; Fungi; Basidiomycota; Ustilaginomycetes; Ustilaginales; Ustilaginaceae. Bases 1 to 2547 code for a protein of 848 amino acids.